Messenger RNA from Salmo salar (Atlantic salmon), 3731 nucleotides. RefSeq names its product rac GTPase-activating protein 1. Gene Ontology annotation, cellular component: centralspindlin complex; cleavage furrow; spindle midzone. Gene Ontology annotation, biological process: mitotic spindle midzone assembly; mitotic cytokinesis; Rho protein signal transduction. The record is from RefSeq and is a predicted model, not a curated record. NCBI's taxonomy places the organism in Eukaryota, Metazoa, Chordata, Actinopteri, Salmoniformes, Salmonidae. Gene Ontology annotation, molecular function: GTPase activator activity.
GCCUUCUUUCUCGGCGCCUGGAUUUUGAAACGCUUGGAAAAGUUGGACCAGACAGGUGUGGUAGCUUGCGUUGCUAGAGACAACAUAACCCACUUAUUGUCACGAUUUACAAUAGAUGUUGCCUUUGAUAGCAGCUGGAAACAUCCGCCGUGGGACACUGUUCCAGGAAGGACCAAAGACAUGGAAUCGACAGUGCUGAACCUGCACAACCAUUUCCAGAAUCUGUGUGCAUGCUCCGAUAUUCUCAAUGAGGGCCUCGAACCACAGUUCAUCCAAAUGGCUCUGAACUUCGAGGACUGCAGGAGGAAGUGGCUGCAGUGGGAGGAGGAACUGGGAGCCUGCAAGGAGGUGCUGACCAAAACAGAGACUGAGAGGGGGGCUCUGGAGAUAAAGCUGAAGCACGCACGCAACCAGGUGGACGUGGAGAUCAGACGGCGCCAGCGGGCAGAGGCAGAAUACGAGAAACUGGAGCGUCAGAUCCAGCUGAUCCGAGAUAUGCUGGUGGCGGAGAGCUCCAGCAGCAGCCUCCACCUGAGUGAGGAGCAGCGCUCUGCCCUGGCCUUCCUCAACGCCCACUCCCAGGCUGCUCAGGCUGCCAAGAACAACACCAACCUCAACACCAGCCACAAGUUAACCACCAUAGAUGAAUCUGCUUCCUUGUUGUCAGACAUUAGCUAUGACAAAACAGAUGAUUCUCUGGAUUGGGACUCUUCUGUGAUGAGGACAGUGCGACUGAGAAAACUGCAGAAAAGGCGUUCCUCCAGAACCCUUGCUGAGCCUCCCCAGCAGGUGGUGAAGAAACCCCGCUCCACUGGCCGUACUUCCGAGAGGGUGAACGAGUCCAUAGUUACCAAGACCACCAUCACAGUGCCCGUCAAUGGAGGUCCGGUAGAGGCCGUGUCCACCAUGGAGACAGUGUCUGGCUACUGGACAGGCAGCAGGAAGAGGAUCGCUGCUCAGGGCUGGGACACUACUUCUAUUGACCAAUCAGAGACAGCUAGCGAGGUUCCCAGCACCCCAUGCAGUAAUGCUCCGCCCCCAACCAAAACACCCAGAGCCAAAGUGGGGGCCCGAAAGCACGAGUUCCUUGCCAAAACGGUGAUCAGGUCAGAGUUCUGCGUGCCGUGUGGAAGGAAGACCAAGUUUGGGAAGCUCUACCUGAGGUGCCAGGACUGCAAGCUGGUGGCUCACCCAGAGUGCCGCGACCUCUGCACCCUGCCGUGUAACCCUAUCUCUACAGGCAGCACCCCCAUCAGGACCAGAGAGCCAAGCACCCUUGCAGACUACGCUCCCUCCUCCUCUCCCAUGAUCCCUGCCCUGGUGGUCCACUGUGUCAAGGAGAUUGAGCACAGGGGUUUACACGAGACGGGUCUGUACCGUGUGUCGGGCGAGGGGCGCACAGUGAAGGAGCUGAAGAAGAGCUUCCUGCGGGGGAGGACAGUGCCUGCCCUGGCCAAGGUGGAGGACAUCCACUGUGUCACGGGCUUCCUCAAGGACUUCCUGAGAAACCUCCCGGAGCCCCUCCUCACCUUCCGCCUCAACCGCGACUUCAUGGAGGCUGCAGAAAUCCAGGACAAUGGCAAUAGUCUGUCGAUGAUCUACCAGACCAUCAGUGAGCUGCCCCAUCCUAACAGAGACACUCUGGCCUAUCUGUCCAUCCACCUGCAGAGGGUGGCCCAGUGUGUACUAGACACCAAGAUGGACAUCACCAAUCUGGCAAGAGUGUUUGGACCCACCCUGGUGGGUCAUGCCAUCCCAGACCCAGACCCCAUGACCAUCCUGCACGACACCAGCAGACAACCACGGGUGAUGGAGUGCUUGUUGGACCUUCCUUAUGAGUACUGGAGCCAGUUCACAGUGGAGCAGCACACCCAUCCAGACAAUGUGGUCAAAGACGAUGCUAACUGCUACAACACUCCAGACCACAAAGUGAGCAUGCUGGGACCAGUGACCACUCCAGAACACCAGAUGACUAAAACGCCCUCCUCUAGCUCCCUGUCCCAGCGCAUGAAACAGACUUUCUCCAGCACCACAAUAUUUGGAAGCAAGAGCAAGGCAUCCACUAGCUCAAGUCGCCAAGAAGGCUUCUUUGCCUCCCCUCAGCUGAAGUAAUGGUAAAACCACGGUAUUAUGGUGAAAAAGUAACAUUAUUUUAAACUCUCUUUUUCUAAAGAACCAAUAAUGAGGUUAUGUGGUCAAGGAACAAAACUGUUCAUUUUUACAUGGUCACUGUACAUGGGAAACCACUGCAAUGUCACAAUGCUUUUUUACCAUUUUAUAUCAAACAUAUUUUAAUGUAUUUUCUGUGCAAUAUUAGAUUUUGCUUUAAACACUGUCAUUCUUGUUAACAUAUCUACUACUGUAAUAUGGGAAACUACUGCCGUAUAUUUUAUACCAAUUUAUAUCAAACUUAUUUUAAACUUUAUUUUCUAACGAACUAUGCAAUAUUUGAUUUUGCUUUAAACACUAAUGACUUGAAAUAGCUUUAUUUAAUGUUAAACUAAAAUCACUAUUACACAAUCACUUAGCCUAAAAUAUCAACAUAAAAAGGAUAUUGAGGUUUGAAUCUCUAUAUUUAAUGGUAUACCUUUGUAUUUACGAUAAUUAAUCAGUAUGGUCUGAUCUGUCUAAUCAUGGAAGAAAGAGUAACUGUUAGCCAGUGUGAAGUUGCUGCUACAUCAAACCAAGGACCUUUGGUGAUCUGACAUGGGCUCAAAUACUUUUAUCAAAUCUUUAAGUACUGUUAUCAUUUACUUUAGCCUGCCUGGAGUGCCAAAUGGACAGGAUUUGCAGUUUUGCCACUAUUCUAUUAGUUCCAUUGUGCCAGGCAAGCUCAAUCAAGCCUAGCUAAACUAUUUGAAACCAGGUCUGGUAUUGACCAGUAUACAUUACAGUACAUAAAGUGUUGUGUAAUGCAUAAAUUGAUGAUUAGGUCUAUAAAUGACGCAUUGGUAGUGGUACUCUUUUAUUCUGUGAUUGUAAUCACAGAGUCGGAGGGACACUAGCAUUGGAUUGGAACAGAAAAAAAUGUCUCAUUUUUACAGUCCUAUAACCGUUAAUGUGAUCUGUAUUUUGAAAUACAAUGAUUGUUUUUCUUUAUUGAUGAUUUAAGUAGUUUUUUUGUGGUAAAAUAAUCAUGCUAACCUUAUUAGAUAACACAUAAGAGGGGAUUAUGUAAACUUUCUAACCAAAGAUGGCAAAGAACAUCAGAAUGUCCCUCAGGCUAUUUCUGUAGAAUUUGAAAAAUGGUUGUAAUUGUCCUGUUAUUUAUACACAAUUCUCACAAAGAAAUGUACAACUUGAUGGGAAGGUGAUGUAAAAAGAGUUGAAGAUUUCAAUACAAUAACACUGAAGUGAUUUCUCUUUCAGGUGUGUUUGUGUCAUUCACAGAAUACACCUUUUAUUUGUCAUUAGCUGAGUAGUUUCAAGGGGGUGCACCAUUUGACACACCAUCAAAAUGCACUGUUUAUACUAUCUUUUAAGAAAUGCAAUUUGUUGAUCAUGUGAAUAUAAAGUUCGUACCAAUUUUUUUUUUGAAUGCUCAGUUUCUUGUUCAUGAGGACAGGAUUAAAGGGAUAUUUCACUCAUCAAUUUUUCCAAUAGUUUCAGAUCUAAAAAAAAUUGUCUGAAGUUUACUUCGUCUCAUUCUACCGGUUGUAUAGAUUCAGGCUAUAUCUCAAUCCCAAAUAAAAGGAAGAGAUUGGUGCCCAAUUAUUUUCCUUUCAACUGUU